Sphaeroforma arctica JP610 is the source of this 1056-nucleotide messenger RNA. RefSeq lists its product as hypothetical. The coding region runs from base 185 to 835 and encodes 216 amino acids. The record is from RefSeq and is a predicted model, not a curated record. Lineage: Eukaryota; Ichthyosporea; Ichthyophonida. Gene Ontology annotation, molecular function: sugar transmembrane transporter activity. The transcript is spliced from 6 exons. Gene Ontology annotation, cellular component: membrane. Gene Ontology annotation, biological process: carbohydrate transport.
AGAUUAAAUCAGGUGAUAAAUAGAAAACUACAUCAUAGAUACAUAUUUAAAACCCAUUCGUAAUCGAACGGCUUAGGUUACUACGUAUCCCAAUUAAGUCACAAUACUGUGUUGAAACUAAAUAUUAAACAUAAAUACUGUUAACGCUCAGAUAUCAACGAAACGGUGUGAGUGGCGACGCAUCAUGAGUAGUACUCUCGCCUUGGAGUGGGCCUGUAAGAUCUGCAACAUCAUCUUCUACGUCUCGAGUUGGAGCACCAUCGCACAGAUUGAAGAGGAUCGGGAUGUGGGCAAGAAUCCAAUCCUGCCGUUCAUCUCACUUGCUGUCAACAAUGCAUCCUGGGCUGUGUAUGGCCAUCUCAUCGAUGACAGCAACAUUCUAUUCGUCAGUCUAGUGGGCGUGGAGUUUGGGAUCUACUACAGCUACGUGCACUUAGUCAACUCUCCUGCUGUGAUGCAAAAGAAAAGUCGAUUCACGAUAUCUGUGGCGUGUCUGUUCUUCGCCCUGUUGGUGUUCACAAUCACACAUCAUUAUCCGCCGGAAUUGCAAGCGCGACAGAUAGGAAUCAUCUGCUGCGCGUUGACUGUUGUGCAGUUUGGCUCUCCCCUCGUCACACUGAAAGAAGUGAUUUUAUCAAAGACGACACAAUCACUUGAUUUCCAACGCACGGUGGCAUCGACUCUUACGACAGGGAUGUGGUUCCUAUAUGGCUACACGAAGGCCGAUGCGUUUGUCAUGCUUCCCAACGGCUUCGGAGCGACCCUCAGCUUGGCGCAGCUCGCGCUGUUCUGCAUAUAUCCGAGCAGAUCCCAUCACCCACUAUCCGACGCCUAGCCACGGCAGUAAUGCACUUAGUAAGUGUGCAAAUACUAAAUGUAAGUGAUUGCUUUGCUUCGGCAGCAAAUUAAAAUAAAUCCGUGAUAUGAUUGAUCAUUCCAGCGUCAAACUGUUUUAGUGCAAAAUAAUAUGGUGGAAGAUAGGAUUGAUUCUUCCCGUGUCGAAGUGUAUUCUAAAGGUUUCUGAACAUUCUUGCCAAUGCAUGAUUUAAUGGUGGA